AUGAAGAUUCUCUGUCUCUGGUUUUCACUAGCAUGGACUCUUGCUCUCCUACCUUCUUCCUUCACUUCUGCAUCUACUAUGGAAUACACUUUUAAUGUUGAAAACAUGAAAAUAAAACGCUUGUGCAAGGAGCAAGUCAUAGUUGCAGUUAAUGGAAGUUUGCCUGGACCAACCAUAGAUGUAAGGGAAGGUGACACUGUGAUCGUCCACGUACUCAACCAGUCGCCCUACAAUAUCACCGUUCACUGGCAUGGAGUGUUCCAGCGUUAUAGUGCUUGGGCAGAUGGUACCGAAUAUAUAACUCAAUGCCCAAUUCGUCCGAGCCAUCGUUACAGCUAUAAAUUCAACGUUACAGGACAAGAAGGAACAUUGUGGUGGCAUGCUCAUGCAUUCGACUUACAAGCCACCGUUUAUGGUGCUUUCAUCAUUCGUCCUCGAUUCGGUCAUUUUUUUCCGUUUCCUCAACCCUACGGUGAAGUUCCGAUAUUAUUAGGUGACUGGUUUAAUAGUAAUGUCGUGGAUAUGGAAAUAGAGGCAUUGGACGAGGGCCAUGGCUCAAACACAUCCGUUGCUUACACCAUCAAUGGCUUACCUGGCGAUUUCUACAAUUGUUCCCAAAACCAGACCUUCAAGACUAAUGUGAAGCAAGGAAGGACAUAUUUAUUACGAAUGGUGAAUGCUGCUAUAGACAACCAUCUUUUCUUCAAGCUAGCAAAGCAUACCUUCACAGUUGUUGCCGUUGAUGCUUCAUAUACCGAACCUUAUGUCACAGACAUCAUAGUCCUUGCCCCAGGCCAAAGUGCUGAUGUCCUUUUCACGGCAAACCAAUCUGGGGGUUAUUACUACAUGGUUGCCGCACCUUACAGUGUUGGUGUGCCAUUGUUUGAUAACACAACAACUCGUGGCAUUGUCAUUUACGAUAAUGCAACAUCAUUACAACCUGUGAUGCCAACCCUACCGGCUAACAAUGACACAGCCACGGCUUUCAAGUUCUACAGUAAUAUCACAAGCCUAGUGGGGGCCCCACAUUGGGUCCCUGUCCCACUUAAUGUGGAUGAGCACAUGUUGAUUACAAUUGGAUUGGGCCUCGAGGUUUGUCCCGUGAAUCACUCAUGUUCAGGCCCAAAUAAAGAAAAAUUCUCUGCAAGCAUGAAUAAUCAAUCCUUUGUGAUCCCUCAAGGUAGAGGGUUCUCUAUGUUGGAAGCAUUUUUUUACAAUUUGAGUGGGGUUUACACUGCUAAUUUCUCUGAUUACCCUCCAACAAUGCUUGAUUUCACGAAUGAAAGUCUUAGUAAUGAUGAUAAACUUUUCUACGCAUCAAAAUCAACUAGGGCAAAGAAACUCAAGUUUAAUUCCACGGUGGAGAUUGUGUUUCAAAAUACAGCCUUUAUUGAUGAGAUAAACCAUCCCAUGCAUCUUCAUGGUCAUAGUUUCCACGUUUUGGCUCAAGGAUUUGGGGAUUUUAAUUACACUAGUGAUCGAGCCAAGUACAAUUUAAUUAAUCCUCAAUUUCGCAACACAAUUGGUGUGCCAGCGGGAGGAUGGGCAGUCAUCAGAUUCCGAGCAAAUAAUCCAGGGGUAUGGUUUACGCAUUGCCAUGUGGAUGAUCAUAUGCAAUGGGGACUGGACAUGGCGUUUGAGGUUGAGAAUGGACCAACUCCUUCAACUUCACUUCCGCCACCACCUACUGAUCUGCCAAAAUGUGAGCCAAGAGGCAUAGCACACAAAUGCAGCUUUGAAACCAACAAUGCUAUCUGUUUUCUUUAA
This is a messenger RNA of Abrus precatorius (Indian licorice), 1767 nucleotides long. RefSeq names its product laccase-7-like. Gene Ontology annotation, molecular function: copper ion binding; hydroquinone:oxygen oxidoreductase activity. The record is from RefSeq and is a predicted model, not a curated record. Gene Ontology annotation, cellular component: apoplast. The coding region runs from base 1 to 1767 and encodes 588 amino acids. Lineage: Eukaryota; Viridiplantae; Streptophyta; Magnoliopsida; Fabales; Fabaceae. Gene Ontology annotation, biological process: lignin catabolic process. The transcript has 6 exons.